UUCAGUUGAUGGAUCCGAAUUUAACAAAAGUAUUGAGUGUGUUUUUGUUCCUUUGUUUGAAGAUCAUUUACCUGAAGGUGACGCAGGUGCUGUUUCCCACCUCCGACUUCAGACACCCGGUUACCACUCCGGCGCUGCUGUACAUCAGCCAGACUCUCUGCAAGUGUCCGGUGCGGUCGCUCCAGGACCUCACGUCGGGUCUGGUGCUCUGCUCUCUGGCAGUGGAGUACGUCUCGCUGUCCAAACGCUUCAUUCCUGAGCUCAUCAACUUCCUGACGGGGACGCUGCGCUUAGCAGUGAAGGACAAGUCUUCUCCAGGUCACGCGGCGGUGCCUCCGUUCAGGCCGACGGGGAAACACAGCGACCUGUUGGUGCUGACGGACCCAGAGUCCUGCGAGAGCUGGAGCGAGAAAGCGACACCACUGGCUGCUACGCAGCAGCUGGAGCUCAGCAGUGACCGGGACAGAGAUCAGCACAGGCUGACGUGUUUGUGUAUUUGCCUGGACCUGGUGAAGAGAUGCUGCCUGCUCUACAAAGACCUCACGUCCUUUACACACAUCUUUCAGCCAAUCAGAACGCUUCUGUCCGAGCAUCUUCCCACCCAAACAUUACCCAAAGCCCUUCAGGAGCGUCACGGUGAGAUCUUGGACGCCAUCAGCGUUGCUCCUGCGACUCGCAGUCGGCUAGUGUUUGAGAAGAAGAAGCCCAUCCCUCUGAAGCUGUUCACACCCAAGAUCGUUGAAAUCUUGGAUUACGGAAAGAAGCGUGGGAGCACCAGGGAGGAGAGAGAGAAGGAGCGACUGAAGCACAAGUACAAGAAGGAGUUCAAGGGAGCUCUGAGGGAGAUCAGGAAGGACUCGCGCUUCCUGGCCAGAGAGAAACUCAACGAGACCAUGAACAGGGAUUCGGAGAGGAAAAGGAAGGUGAGGGAACUCUUCGGCAACUUGGCCACACAAGAGGGAGAGUGGAAAGCUCUGAAGAGGAAGAAGAAGAACAAGUGAAGUCCAGAUUUCACUCUCCUCUGAUCCCCGUCAUCUGUGGCUUUUCAUACAGUCUUCUCCAAAUGACCUUUUUUAUAUAUAUAUAAAUAUAUGUAUGAAUUUACAUGAAUUUUCAAUGAUUUCCACUAUCGAAGACAUUUUAACGCUGGUUGACGGUGUGAUGUCACGAUAGCAUUUUCUGAUGUGCCGGUUUUUGACGUAAGAAAUGGAUUCUGUAGUUUCAAGUGUCGGUAAAUAAAACAGAAAAUAU
Molecule: messenger RNA, 1251 nt
Organism: Cololabis saira (Pacific saury)
Lineage: Eukaryota; Metazoa; Chordata; Actinopteri; Beloniformes; Belonidae
Product: nucleolar protein 14-like
Exons: 7
Coding region: 9-1001 (330 amino acids)
Biological process (GO): maturation of SSU-rRNA
Cellular component (GO): nucleolus; small-subunit processome; Noc4p-Nop14p complex
Source: RefSeq, a predicted model, not a curated record